AACAAAAGUUAAAUUAAUCAGAAUUAAUUCACUUUCGUAGAUCUUAGUGGCGCACGACUUCCCUCCUUAGCGCUCACUCACCGAUCUCAAGUGCUGACGUGCAUGGAUAUGCCGGGUCCCUUUUAACCCGCCUACCGUAGCAGCGUCUGAACCUUCAAGUUACACCCUUGAUCCUCGUUCCUCCUAUCAUCCCCAGCCAUCACACCACACCAGGCUGUUGCAAUGUUAUGUACAAUGUUACUAACAGAUCUUUUUUUCUCCUUUUUUCUCGAUACCCGCCAAGUCCCGGGCAGCCUCGCUGACCACUUCUUUCGAGGCAUCGCGCAUUUAGCUAGCUGCACAUCCCUGCGUUGAAGCUUCGGCCGACCCUUGUUCUCUUCUCUGUUUUCUCCACUUUCAAUCCCCAAAAUGUCUGCCCAAGUGGGAAGAAAUGGAUAAGCGUGAGGCUAUCACGGAGGAUAACCUUGGACCGGUAGUCAGCUUGCUGACCUGGAUUAUGGCCGCCGCCGUUAUCAUAGCUGUCGGUAUCAAGUUAACUCUGUCGUCCAUCAUUCCCGGGAAGCGCAAUCGAGAAGACGUUGCGCUGUUUCUCGCGACAGUCUUCAGCAUCGGUUUCACUAUUUCGAUGUCUCUUGCCGUAUCAAAUGGAAUCGGGAGACAUGAGAACACGCUGUCAUCGGAUCAACUAGAGUCGUUACAGAAAUCGGUUUAUUCUUCUGAUAUUUUGCUUGUCCUGGUUUCAACCUGUGUGCAGGCGUCAGUUCUCAUCUUUCUCUACGAGAUCACCCCGGAUGAUCUUCACCAUAGGUUGAUAUAUGGCAUAGCGGGCUUCAUGACUUUGUUCUUUAUCCCGUCGUUCUUCGUCGCCGUCUUUCCUUGUACUCCCCCUGAUGUAUGGGAAAUCCUGGGCGUUCAAUGCAUCGACCAACUUUCCUUCUGGGAAGCCUUCGCAGGAGUGAACCUAGUGAUUGAAAGCGCUCUGGUGUUCCUUCCUAUCAUGAUAGUCUAUCCCGUGAUGAUGGAAAGGAGACGAAAGAGCAUAGUGAUUAGCGGGUUCGCCGCUCGGCUCGCUGUCGUGGGAACUUUCAUAGCGCAGCUCUAUGAAGCUCAACUUUUGAGAUCGUACCUUUUUGAUCGGACUUUUUACGCUUGGAAAUACCUCUUGACCACGGUUUUUGUACAAGGCCUCAGUAUCAUCACAGUCUGCAUCCCCUACAUUAGAAACUUGCUUCUAGGUAUGGAAUCGGGCAUGAUACAGACCGGUCAUUAUAGAUUGCCGAGCAGGCACAGUACUGAGACCGGAAUUGCCCUUCGACAUAUCCCGAUUAGUACAACAGACACCGACUUUUCCGGAAACACAAGCGCGAAACUCGAAGCGCCUGCUACUAGCCAUAGAAAGAAGGAUGAUAAUACUUGAAGGAGGUCACAAUUCUUGGGAUACGAAUUUACCCAAGAUUUACGGAUUUGCCGUGGCUCAGUCGAGAGCUUACCGAGGCGAGAUAGGUUCGCCGAGAGGAUUUUGAUGGGGAAUGAUUGCAAGAAGCCAUGUGAAUCGAAAGAUGAAUCGGUAAUUACUAGAUGACGUUUGUCUUCAAUAGCUUCUUUUGCUGUUAAAUAUCAGUGAGACUUUGAAUCAAGCCCCGGGGGCCUU
Molecule: messenger RNA, 1651 nt
Organism: Annulohypoxylon truncatum
Lineage: Eukaryota; Fungi; Ascomycota; Sordariomycetes; Xylariales; Hypoxylaceae
Exons: 3
Coding region: 431-1417 (328 amino acids)
Source: RefSeq, a predicted model, not a curated record